Messenger RNA from Neofelis nebulosa (Clouded leopard), 6773 nucleotides. RefSeq names its product protein tyrosine phosphatase non-receptor type 3 (gene PTPN3). NCBI's taxonomy places the organism in Eukaryota, Metazoa, Chordata, Mammalia, Carnivora, Felidae. Gene Ontology annotation, cellular component: cytoplasmic side of plasma membrane; cytoplasm; cytoskeleton. The transcript has 26 exons. Gene Ontology annotation, biological process: protein dephosphorylation. Gene Ontology annotation, molecular function: cytoskeletal protein binding; protein tyrosine phosphatase activity. Bases 140 to 2947 code for a protein of 935 amino acids. The record is from RefSeq and is a predicted model, not a curated record.
UACUUUGGAAGCCGAUCGAGGCGAGAUUUCGGAGACGAGUUCUGGGGUUUACAAGACAGACUUCAGCUUUUCCAAAAUCACUUUUGAAGUGCUCUUUAAAGGAUUAUAGCAUUCAAUUCUCCAUCAGUCGGGCGGCAUCAUGGUGGAGCAAGAGGGAUUAUUGUCAGGCGGACAGACUCCGGAAAACCGUUAUUCAACGACAGUUAUGACCUCCCGGUUACGUGCAUUGGGUGGAAGAAUUAAUAACAUACGCACCUCAGAAUUACCCAAAGAGAAAACUCGAUCUGAAGUCAUCUGCAGCAUCCGCUUUUUAGAUGGCUUGGUACAGACUUUUAAAGCCAAUAAACAAGAUACCGGUCAAGUUCUUCUGGAUAUGGCAUACAACCACUUGGGUGUGACCGAAAAGGAAUAUUUUGGUUUGCAGCAUGGCGAUGAUUCAGUAGACUCUCUUAGAUGGCUGGAAUCAAGCAAGCCCAUCAGGAAGCAGUUAAAAGGAGGUUUCCCCUGUACUCUGCAUUUUCGAGUAAGAUUUUUUAUACCUGAUCCCAACACACUGCAGCAAGAACAAACCAGGCAUUUGUAUUUCUUACAACUGAAGAUGGAUAUUUGUGAAGGAAGGUUAACCUGCCCUCUUAACUCAGCGGUGGUUCUAGCAUCCUAUGCAGUGCAAUCGCAUUUUGGAGACUAUGAUUCUUCCAUUCAUCAUCCAGGCUAUCUUUCUGAUAGUCAGUUUAUACCAGAUCAGAACGAUGACUUUUUAACGAAGGUGGAAUCGCUCCACGAACAGCACAGUGGACUAAAGCAGUCAGAAGCUGAAUCUUGCUUUAUCAACAUAGCACGGACCCUCGACUUCUAUGGAGUGGAGCUACACAGCGGUAGGGAUCUGCACAAUUUAGAUCUAAUGAUUGGGAUUGCUUCUGCGGGCAUCGCCGUGUACCGAAAAUACAUUUGCACAAGUUUCUAUCCUUGGGUGAACAUUCUAAAGAUUUCUUUCAAAAGGAAAAAGUUCUUCAUACAUCAACGACAAAAACAGACUGAAUCCAGGGAACAUAUUGUGGCCUUCAACAUGUUAAAUUACCGAUCUUGCAAAAACUUGUGGAAAUCCUGUGUGGAACACCAUACAUUCUUUCAGGCUAAGAAGCUACUACCUCAGGAAAAGAAUGUUCUGUCUCAGUACUGGACUAUGGGCUCUAGGAACCCCAAAAAGUCUGUAAAUAACCAGUAUUGCAAAAAGGUGAUUGGAGGGAUGGUGUGGAACCCAGCCAUGCGGAGAUCGUUAUCAGUGGAGCACUUAGAAACCAAGAGCCUGCCUUCUCGGUCCCCUCCUAUCACUCCUAACUGGCGAAGUCCUCGGCUCCGGCACGAAAUCCGGAAGCCACGGCACUCUUCUGCAGAUAACCUUGCGAACGAGAUGACGUACAUUACCGAAACUGAAGAUGUGUUUUACACGUACAAGGCCUCCCUGUCCCCGAAAGACAGCGAUUCCGAGGUUUCUCAGAACCGGAGCCCUCACCGAGAGAGUCUAUCCGAGAACAAUCCAGCACAAAGCUGCCUGACCCAGAAGUCAUCCAGUUCUGUAUCUCCAUCUUCAAAUGCUCCGGGCUCCUGCUCAACAGAUGGCGUCGAUCAGCAGUUCAUAGAGGCCUUCCACAGGGUGACCAAAGGGGGCUCCACCGAGGACUCCAGCCAGUACUACUGUGACAAGAAUGAUAAUGGUGAUGGCUACUUAGUUUUGAUCCGCAUCACGCCAGACGAAGAUGGAAAAUUUGGAUUUAAUCUUAAGGGAGGAGUGGAUCAAAAGAUGCCUCUUGUGGUUUCAAGGAUAAACCCAGAGUCACCUGCGGACACCUGCAUUCCUAAGCUGAACGAAGGGGAUCAAAUUGUGUUAAUCAAUGGCCGGGACAUCUCAGAACACACCCAUGACCAAGUGGUGAUGUUCAUCAAAGCCAGCCGGGAGUCCCACACACGGGAGCUGGCCCUGGUGAUCAGGAGGAAAGCCGUCCACUCAUUCACUGACAUCAGAUCUGAAGAUGAACUGAACCAGCUGUUCCCAGAGGCCAUUUUCCCCACUUGUCCAGAGGGUGGGGACACCUUGGAGGGAUCCAUGGAACAGCUAAAGAAGGGCCUUGAAAGCGGGACAGUGCUGAUCCAGUUUGAGCAACUCUACAGAAAGAAGCCCGGUCUGGCCAUCACGUUUGCAAAGCUGCCUCAAAAUUUGGACAAAAACCGAUAUAAAGAUGUGCUGCCUUAUGACACCACCCGGGUAUUAUUGCAGGGAAAUGAAGAUUAUAUUAACGCGAGUUAUGUGAACAUGGAAAUUCCUGCUGCUAACCUUGUGAACAAGUACAUCGCCGCUCAGGGGCCCCUGCCACAUACCUGUGCACAAUUUUGGCAAGUCGUCUGGGAUCAGAAGUUAUCACUCAUUGUCAUGUUGACGACUCUCACAGAGCGAGGGCGGACCAAAUGUCACCAGUACUGGCCUGAUCCUCCCGACGUCAUGGAACACGGCAACUUUCACAUCCGAUGUCAGUCAGAGGACUGCACCAUCGCUUAUGUGUUCCGAGAAAUGCUGGUCACCAACACCGAGACCGGGGAAGAGCACACUGUGACACAUCUCCAGUAUGUCGCGUGGCCUGACCACGGCGUUCCUGAUGACUCCUCGGACUUUCUGGAAUUUGUAAACUACGUGAGGUCCCUGAGAGUGGAUGGUGAACCGGUGUUAGUUCACUGCAGUGCUGGCAUAGGUCGUACUGGUGUGUUGGUCACCAUGGAAACAGCCAUGUGCCUAACUGAGAGAAACCUGCCCAUUUACCCACUGGACAUCGUCCGGAAAAUGCGAGACCAGCGUGCCAUGAUGGUGCAGACAUCAAGCCAGUACAAGUUUGUAUGUGAAGCGAUUCUUCGUGUUUAUGAAGAAGGCUUAGUCCAAAUGCUGGAUCCCAGUUAAGACAACUGUGAAAUGUUCAUUCCUCUUUCCCAGGGGCAUCCUCCUUAAGGACAGACCUUCUCUUUGGAAGCAGCAAGAGGAAUUUGUAGGCUGUGGGGAAGGAAUGAGCACAUUUGAACCCAGGCACUUUAAAGUUCUAUAGAAGAGGUAUCGUGUACAUAGGAACUGUGUAGAUACGCAUGCGGUUGCAGCGUCAGUUAGGCCCGUUAUUCCUCAGAGAGAAGUAAGCAAAUGCAGAUCUCAGUUUGGGGCCUGUCCUAUUGCCUUCCUCCCUAGACAUCACUGUGUUCCUGUAAACCAUCCUUGGGCAAUUGAGAGGGGACGCCAGCAAUGCUCUUGACCGCCCAGAAACAAGAUGGUGUGGCUAUUUAGAGUUGCUUGGAUGUUUUGUGUGUAUAUGUUUAUCGGACUCUAAGGGCUGAGCUUUCUGUCCUUCUAGAUGGAGCUGGAACCAUUAGCAUUCCCCUGCCCCCUGCUAAGGAAACCCUGAUGAAUGUACUAAAUGGCAGGGUGGUGGGAUUUCAGGCUGAAGGAGCGGGCAGUACCUUUUCUGGUCUCCCUUCCUCUGUCCCAUCUCCCUGCCACGUCCCAUAUUCAUGUUUCUGAGAAUCCCGUCUAAGAUGCCCCGCUUCCUCCCUGCAUUACUGACCCUAGUCAGGUGCUCACGCGGUGCCUGGACCAGAUUAGUCAUGCAGCCUCGGGUGAGUUUUCAGUGGAGACUCUGAGUAUGAGGACUCCCGCUGCAUCCUGUCGUCCGUGCGUUAGUUCUAGGAGGAAGUGCUCUUCGCCUCUGCUUGCCUCUUGCUGUACAUGCAGAACCCGAGACUGGAAUUAUCGACUACUGAAUCUACUACAUGGAUUGCUGCUACUUCAAGCUAUGUUACACUUGAAACAUUACGAUUUUCCUGAGGGGAGAUGGGAUAUCAUCUAAAUGUUCAGAAUCGUUGGCCCUGCUGAGGAAAGAUCUAGUCAUGGAACCAUGGGAAACCCAGCUUCUAGAGGGUUGUCCGUGGAUGUGUGUGGAUGUGUGUGUGUGCGCGCCCAUGGUAAGUGUUUCUCAGGACUCCUAACUUGAUUCAAAUUACAGUUGAGUUUAUAUAAAGAAUGAGUCUCUGUAUAGAAGAACAAAUGUGUGCAUUCACCCUCAGUUACAAUGGUCUCCAUUUCAUUUCAAAGGAGAGGAUCAGGCUAUCUGAAUAUAAACACAAUUUGAUGUUAAUUUAUUCUAAGUACACCCUGAUUUUGAUUGUCCUAAAGAAUUCUGCCUUUGUUCAUACUGUGUUAAAUUUUUAAAAAAUUUGUGACAGGACUGUAGCAAAUUAUUAUUUAAGGAAAAUAAAUUACGUAAAAAUUUUAAUGUGGUAUUUUUAAAUAGCGGUUUUUAUGUACCCUGAAGGACAAGGAAGCUAAGCCAGUUUCUUAAUGGGAUUUACAGAAAAAGGAUGCUUUCAUAUCAUAGUGCACAGAAGUGAAGCCAUUUUGAUGUUUAACAAACUCUGGACCAAUUGAGUAGUUUCCUGGAUGCAAGAGGGAUAAAGACCCAUAUGAUGGGAGCCGGGUUUCUAAAGGUUCUUUAUCUCCAGACUUAGCAUAUUUAAUUGCAUACUUCCCUCUUUCCCCCACCAAUAUUUUACUGCCAAACGGCAGGGGUGGGAGGGAGGCGUCACACGGUGCCAUCGCCCGCUACUGUGAAACAGGAGACCACCUAAGCCCGAUCCUUGUCAGAUUCAUGCUAAGCCAGCAGAAUGAGUCAGGAGAGGUUGGAAUUAUGCAGUUGGAGAUUUGGUUCCCGGUCCCACUCAUCAACAACUAGCUCUUGGCCUGGUCACUUAAGAGUGCUACCUCUCUUUCCUCUAUUUCCUGUAAUUACAGCAUCCUGUAAAAUAGGAGAAAUAAUGCUGAGGCUACGGGUUGAAUACGAGGAUUGAAUAAAACGCUAUCAGCGUGAGUUUUCAUCAGCUGGAAUCUCUCUGACACUGCUGCAGAUGCAUUACUUGGAAGAGUUAACUUACCAGUGAUUAGCCCCAAAACCCAUGAAAUGGAAGUAGAAUUGUAUGGAUUUUUCUAAGAGAACGUUUCUUGGGCUGAGAACAAAAGCACAAAGGAAUAUCCUCAUACCAGUGCCUUCUUUCAAUCUGGACUCAGAAAAAAUUCUACCAGUUAAGUCCCAAAAAAGAGGGGAAGGUGGAAAGCUGAGCUAAAUUUAAAUGCCAUCAGGAUGUUUAGCAAAUCAUUGCCAUUUGAUACAAAUGCAUCAUCCCCCUGUGUGCAAGAAGCUUGAGGAGUCUAAAUGUGUUUGGAGAGUUGUGUUUUACUUCUUUUAAGCAAAUUAUUUAAUAUAGUUGCAGGAAGGCUGUCAUUACUGUACAUAAAUUUCAAAAAAGUUUACCAGAGGUUGCAACUAGCCUUUUUCUGCCACCGUGCAGGCCAGAAGUUCAGACCCAGCAGAUGUUACUCAGAACAGAAUUUAUGAAAUACUGGAGAAGAACAGGACAAGAGAAUUAUCUAAAGGGGCAAAAUAUACAAGUAAAAAUUACUACAGAUACAACCAAUUAAAUUCUGUACCUCAGCAUUCCUGCUGCAAUACUUUACACAUUUAAACAAUUACACUGAAGCCUUUUUUGGUCCUAAGUGGGAAGCAUCAAAAUCAUGGGAAAUAUUUUGCCUAGGAAAUUUGGCUGGAUGUGAACAGAGAGGACAUUUUACAUUUGUGUUUUGUUCUCUGGAAGAUCUGAUCAGAUCCACUCAUGUGCUGACUUAGGAUGGGACAUCCCUCCUGUGUCACUCUAUAGCACCUACACUUGGUGUUUUGACUUCCGGCAAGGGGGGUGGGGUGGGGGGGGGGGAGAUUGAACUCGAUUUGGCUAGGGGAGGUCAAGUUGGGGGGUGUUAUAUCACCAACAUGUGCUGGUCCAUAAUUCCUACCACAGUAAUUUAUAUUUAAAAAUGUUUUUGAUUAAGUUUUUUAUUUUAAUUCCAGAUAGUUAACACUAAAAAUGCUUUUAUUUAGAUUAGUGUAGAUGCUGUUUCUUUUAUGUUGCUACCUGAUAUUUUUGUUGUUGUUGUUCCUCAGAAAUUACCAUUUGAGUGCGAGAGAAAGAAAGAAAGAAAGGAGAAAAAGAAAGAAAGAAAAAAAGGAAAGAAAGAAAGAAAGAAAGAAAGAAAGAAAGAAAGAAAGAAAGAAAGAAAGAAAGAAAGAAAGAAAUUAUCAUUUGAGUGAAAUCAACAGCCCUUUUCAUCCUUCAGAGGCAACAAAGAGGUGGCCCCAAUAGGGAAGGCUCAUUCGCAUCUAGACCUAGAUUUGGGUGACUUGGGUGACUCGGGCCUCAAUUUCCUUAUGUGUAAAAAAGAGGAAUUUGGGCUGCACUAAAUGAGUUCUUUGGUUCUUUCAACGUUUACCAUUCUGGGAGUCUGUAUUGCAGAGAAUGGAAAUUAGCCCUAAAUCAAAGCCAUAUAGCUCCUGGAGAGAAAUGUGUCACAUUUCCAUGACUUGUCUCCAAGAGAUUGUCCCUAACCUUGGCAGGGUUGAAUGCCAAGACAAGGAUUGCCACUGUCCGGUUCUUGCCAUUCUGUGCUGAGAUCAGAAUCGUAAAGAUGGCAAAGACUGACCUCAGCCCACCUCUGAGGAGUCUGAUGGCUGACUGUCCGCCAUCUUUGUAACCCACAUUCUGUUUGCAGCAAUGAAAAGAUCGGUGUUAUGUAGUUUCGAAAAGUAUCUUAAUGAGCAAUAUUUUGUUUUCUGUAAAUUCGGGAUGUUUUUCAUUCUGACCUGUCAGCGACGCUACUGAAAAAGUUUGAUCAAUAUAAAAACAUUCAAGCUAUGCAA